UUUGAUGGUUGUAGUUGAAAACAUACAUUGCUUAUGCAAUACUAGUUUAGCCGUGAAACAGUUUUUGAAGAUAAAGGCGGAGCAGAAGAAUACCGAUGCUUUCAAUCAACAAGUAGGCAUUUCCAACAAUCCCACGCAGUCGAAAAAAUUCACGCAGAAAAAAAAAACCUCACAAAGAGCAGCUAGCAGAAGCUCGGCACAAUAUGGCCCAAUGUUUUUCCGAUCGAAAAAACGUGAAGAUACCAAAUUUCAGUACUUACAAGAAGUCCUUCUUAUAUACACCAUGUAAUUGUCCACUGGUGGAUUGCAGUUUUACUGCUACCGAGCAGCCUUCGCCCUUACGCAGGUAUAAAACCACACGCCGAAUUCGAAGCCUCUCGAAACCGAAGUGCUCCCGUGUGAAGUUUUAUCAACGCCCAGUAUCACAAUAUGGUAGAACAAUUCAAACCAUACAAACCUAUCGGGAACCGUAUGCCUCGACGAGAAUUCAGCAGCUGGCGAAUCCGAAAGUGCGCAAAUUGAUCGCCGCCAGGGAAGACUACAAACGCUUCUUAAACCGCUGCUGGUACGAUCGAUUCAGUAAACGCAUUAAGCGAAGUAUGUACACCGUCUACAGUCGGUUGGCAAAUGUUCAGUUGUCGCCGCCAAGACCGAAGACACCCUCGUUUACACCGGAGCAGUGGAAAAAUCAUCAGCAGUGGCUUGCCGUUAACGCCCAGCCGAAAACAGCGAAGCCAGUGCCGAUGAAACCCCGCAGAAGGGUACCAUACGCUCAGCUGAUCGCUCGUAUUCUCAGUUUAUCUACGCCACGCUGGGAGAACAAGAAGUACACUGGACCUGCUAAAUUACAACCUGUUAAACCGGCUGCACUAAAAGCUACGGCUAGUCAAAGGCUGCAAAACCUUUGUAUUCCAUAUGAGAGAAACUGUCGUGAGAAGGGACCAAUCAAGGAAGAAAAAGGUCUUCCGGAAAAUGUACUCAAGGCUGUUGCAUCUGAACGAGUUGUGGAGCUAUCGAAGCCAAAGGUUUACCGGAACGUGAGAAAUGAAUAUCGUGAAAAUCCAUUCAGUGUAGUACCCAAUGCACUCAAAGCGAAAGCCAGUGAUCGCAUACUGGAAUUGGCCAUACCGAAAAAAGUGAAGAAGCAUUAGGACAUGUUUCAUUUAUUUAGAUAUAAAUUCACGAUUGUUGAUCAAAUAUUUCCUUGAACUCCAGUGUUGUUAUUUCGUUUAUUUAUGGCUCCGAUUAUGUUUCUUCCAUAUUUUCG
Molecule: messenger RNA, 1267 nt
Organism: Toxorhynchites rutilus septentrionalis
Lineage: Eukaryota; Metazoa; Arthropoda; Insecta; Diptera; Culicidae
Exons: 4
Coding region: 204-1151 (315 amino acids)
Source: RefSeq, a predicted model, not a curated record